This is a messenger RNA of Morus notabilis, 2126 nucleotides long. Its product is annotated as probable LRR receptor-like serine/threonine-protein kinase At5g63710. Bases 118 to 1911 code for a protein of 597 amino acids. NCBI's taxonomy places the organism in Eukaryota, Viridiplantae, Streptophyta, Magnoliopsida, Rosales, Moraceae. The transcript is spliced from 11 exons. Gene Ontology annotation, biological process: protein phosphorylation. The record is from RefSeq and is a predicted model, not a curated record. Gene Ontology annotation, molecular function: ATP binding; protein binding; protein kinase activity.
CUCCUUCUUGUAAGCAUGAGGUCCAUGGUACCUUUUUUGGUGUUGGAUAGCAAAAGUUAUUUCUGAAACAAGAUUCUAAAGGGGUGGCAGGACAGAGUUCAGAAGGAACUUUGUAACAUGUUUGGAGUGUUCUUUAGCUGGCUUCCUCUAAAGUUAGACGUUAAGAAAUGGCUAAUACUUCUCCUGUUGUUAAAACUCAGUUCCCAAUCCACAGAACCUGAUGUGGAAGGUGAAGCUUUGACUGAUUUACUAGUGGCACUCAAUGAUUCCGCUGGUCGGAUAACAGAUUGGAACUUUAAUUUUGUCAGCCCUUGCUUUAGUUGGUCCCACAUCACUUGUAGAGAUGGAAAAGUCAUCUCCCUGAGCUUGGCUUCACUUGGACUUUCUGGAACCCUUUCACCAGCAAUUACUAUACUCAAAUUUUUGACUAGCCUGGACAUUCAGAAUAAUAGUCUAAGAGGGGCUUUACCAGAUUAUCUUGCCAACAUGACUCGACUACAGAAUUUGAAUCUGGCGAACAAUGAUUUUAGUGGCUCUGUACCCUCCACUUGGGGUGAACUUUCCGGUUUAAAGCAUUUGGAUCUUUCUUCUAAUGACUUGAGUGGAAGCAUCCCAUUGCAACUCUACUCAGUUCCAAAUUUCAAUUUUUCAGGGACACGUCUUUCUUGUGGCUCUAGCUUGGAGCAACCUUGUGUUUCUAACUCUCAUCCUCAAGUUUCAACCAACAAGGGAAAACUUGAAGCAAUUAUAACUUCUGCAAGUUGUGCUGCAUUAGUACUGCUACUUGUUGUGGCUGUCUUUGCAUACCGUUACCAUCGUCACUUGAGAAAGCUCAAACAAGAUGUGUUUGUUGAUGUCACAGGUGAAGAUGACUACAAAAUCUCCCUUGGCCAGCUGAGAAGAUUUUCACUGCGGGAAAUUCAGCUUGCUACUGACAACUUUAGUGAGAGCAACAUAAUAGGGCAGGGAGGGUUUGGGAGAGUGUAUAGAGGAGUCCUCUUGGACAACACAAAGGUUGCAGUGAAACGCCUUGUAGAUUAUUAUAGUCCUGGUGGGGAGGCAGCAUUCCUCAGAGAAGUCCAGCUCAUUAGUGUUGCAGUCCACAGGAAUCUGCUGCGUUUGAUUGGGUUUUGCACAACCUCAUCUGAGAGAAUCCUUGUCUAUCCUUUCAUGCCAAAUCUUAGCGUUGCAUACCGCUUGAGAGAUUUGAAACCAGGAGAGAAAGGGUUGGACUGGCCAACAAGGAAACGAAUUGCAUUUGGUACAGCACAUGGCUUGGAAUAUUUGCAUGAACACUGCAACCCUAAGAUCAUACAUCGUGAUUUGAAGGCUGCAAACAUCCUGCUUGAUGAUGAUUUUGAAGCUGUUCUUGGAGACUUUGGGCUGGCAAAGCUGGUUGACACCAAAAUGACUCACGUCACCACGCAAGUCCGAGGUACAAUGGGUCACAUCGCCCCCGAAUAUUUGUCCACUGGAAAAUCUUCCGAGAAGACGGAUGUUUUUGGUUAUGGAAUAACACUUCUUGAACUUGUCACCGGACAACGUGCAAUAGAUUUCUCGCGACUUGAAGAAGAGGAGGAUGUUCUUCUGCUUGAUCAUAUAAAGAAGUUGCAGAGGGAGAAUAGGCUGCAAGACAUUGUGGAUGGAAACUUGAAGAGUUAUGAGCCCAACGAAGUGGAGACAAUCAUUCAGGUGGCUCUACUCUGCACCCAAUCAUUGCCAGAGGACCGUCCAACGAUGGCGGAAGUCGUGAAAAUGCUGCAGGGAGUAGGACUUGCAGAGAGGUGGGCUGAGUGGGAGCAGCUUGAAGAAGUAAGGAAUAGAGAAUUCUCACUCUUUUCUCACCAGUUUCGUUGGGCAUAUGACACCACACAUGACCAAGAAGCUAUACAGUUGUCUACAGCAAGAUAAUAGGCUUUCUUUUGCAUCAUGUGUCAAUUUUGAGAGUAACUUUACUGAAUCAGAUAUCAACUUCAGAUCAACCAUAAAGUCUGUAUAUAAGUCAAUAUAACUUUUUUUUUUUAAUUUUUUUUUUAAACAUGGGGGGCAACAUGUUUUUCUUUGUGAGAAACUGCUGGUGGUUAAGUACCUGUCUGUAAGAUGAUUGCAUUCUAAGGAUGUUAUAA